Molecule: messenger RNA, 1960 nt
Organism: Paralichthys olivaceus (Japanese flounder)
Lineage: Eukaryota; Metazoa; Chordata; Actinopteri; Pleuronectiformes; Paralichthyidae
Source: RefSeq, a predicted model, not a curated record
AUGCCGCACUGCUGCACCAAACUGUCUGUUGUCAUUGUUAUGACCCCUAGUGGCACAAAAGACAUCUGUGAGGACAUCUCAGACCAUGUGGAGCAGAUUCACGCUCUGCUGGAGACGGAGUUCUCCCUGAAGCUUCUGUCCUACUCCGUCAACAUCAUCGUCGACAUCAGGACGGUGCAGCUGCUGUGGCACCAGCUCAGAGUGUCCGUCCUCGUCCUGAAGGAGCGUCUGCUCCAGGGUCUGCAGGACUCCAACGGAAACUACACCCGUCAGACGGACAUCCUGCAGGCCUUCAGCCAGGACCAGCAUCAGACUCGUUUGGAUGCGCUGACGGAGGUGGACGACUGCGGUCAGCUGACCAUUCGCUGCAGCCAGGACUACUUCUCUUUAGACUGUGGUAUCACCGCCUUUGAGCUGAGCGACUACAGUCCGGGUGACGAGCCCGAGACGCAGCGAACAGAACCGGACGACCCGGACGCCUCCCGGGAGCAGGAGCUCGAUCGGGCCCAGAGCCCCCUCCCAGAGCCGGGGUCAGUGGAGAGCGAAGGACCCUGCCCCUCAAACCCAGAACUCUGUCGCAGUUUACCUGAACUCACCACGCCCGCUGACUUAAAGAACCACAACCAUUCUCCGUCAUUAUUACCCAUAAGUCAGAGUGACACGCCCAGCCACGGUGAAGGUGCGAAGCGCCCCCUGCAGGGUGUGAGCCACAGCACUGAGGUGUCACCCACUCAGCCAUCCCUCCCCAAGAGAGCGGCCCUGUACUCCGACAGAAGAACCAGGGGAGAGAACACAGGGGGAGGUUCAGGGAAGGUCAGCCCGCUCUCUGGGCUCCAGUUCCAGGCCGAGCUUAGCCGAAGCACCCCGUCUCUCAUGGAUCCUCCAGAUCGCUCCAAGUUCUGGUUGGAACUGGACUCGGUUUAUCCAGAAAAUGUUUCUCUGUCGUACGAGAGCCUGCAGGUCAUGAACGGGCGCAACCUGCAGAGAAACCAUGUGAGCUCCAGACACGGUGGACGUUUAGAGGGACGCACGCAGAGAGCGCUGACCGGCCAGAGGAGCUCAUCUGUGGCCGGACCGAACCUCAACGCCCCCCUGCCUCCGCUGGAGCCUGUGUCUCAGGAUGAAAUAUCAAACCAAAUGGAAAGGACGCAGAAGGAGACACAUGCGCACAGCGAGGGGGACUCUGACUCCUCGUUACCCUCACCCAUGCGGGAGCAGCUCCUCUCUUCAGACCUGGAGGCAUCUGGAGAGGAGUCGGACCCCCGACCAGCUCCCGGCAAGACGGCGGUCUGGAUCGUGAAGCGCCAGGGGCAGAAGCAGGGGGCGCUGGUUUCAGCCAGAGCCAGUCCAGACCGGGAGCACUGGUACGGGUCGGAAGAGUUUCUGGCUCUCCCCGCUCAGCUCCGAAAGACGGAGAUGCUCACUAUGAAACUGGAAACUCUGGCUCAGUCCAUCCCGCUGAGACCCGGCGACUCCGACCCGGAGGCUCUGCAGGACGUGGACGACUGGGAACUGACGGAGCUCAACACAGACUGGGACACUGGGGACAAUGUGAGCAGCGUGGUUGAGAGCGGGGACGACAAUCCUUCUCCUCUGCCUCCGCUGCUUCCUUACAGACGACACCUGGUCUGCCGCCUUAGCCCCACCUCCUCCAGUGAUAUAGCGCCCUCUGUGGGCGAAAGCAUAGAGUCCGGCCCGUUAAGCGACCUUCAGUCCGAAGACGACGAGGGGCGGGGGUCUGCGGAGGGGCGGCGGUCUGCAGAGCAUCCCCUGCAGCUGCCAGCGUCUUUGGUGGACGGACGUGGAGGCGUGUCCCUGGUGCAAGAGCUGCUGGAGGACAUUCAGAGUCACGACAAAGACCCGGACGUCUGGAGGAAGAUGGAGGUACGGACAGUUUCUGCUCGUCUUCCCCAAAAGUUAAUUUCAUGAAACUAUUUAUUUCUCACACAGUCUUGAUAAG